This is a messenger RNA of Nicotiana tabacum (common tobacco), 741 nucleotides long. The record is from RefSeq and is a predicted model, not a curated record. NCBI's taxonomy places the organism in Eukaryota, Viridiplantae, Streptophyta, Magnoliopsida, Solanales, Solanaceae.
AUGUUCAAAGAACCAGGUCCUCAACGUAGCUGCUUAACUGUUCUGAAGAACCUGUUCCUCAGGAGAAAGAACCAGCUCCUCCUGAGUGAUACUUGUACGUCUGAGGAUGAUAUUCUACGAGAGCAAAUUCGUGUCCGGGGAACUAACAAUUGGACGAUCAUAGCUUCAAAAUUCAAGGACAAAACUACCAGACAAUGCAGGAGGUGCUUUACUUAUUUUAACUAUGAUUUCAAGAAAGGUGGGUGGUCCCCUGAAGAAGAUAUGCUUUUAUGUGAGGCCAUUCUAGUUCUGAUAACAAAUUCUCUUGCCAUUGCAAUCUCGAUAUCUGAUAGAAAAAGAGUGCUUGUGCCUUGUAGGCUCAGAAGAGUGCUUUUUGGAGAGUUCGUGCAACAUAGGGAGUGUCCGCUUAACACAGGGAAGAGCCAUUUCUCAGAUGUCCUUGAAAAGCAUACCAUUAUAGAAAACUCUGUUGAUAAUUUUCGGAAUAAAAAUCAACUGGUUAGACAUCCAUUUGCAGUGCUUGUGCAGAAUUUCCAUAAUGCUGGAGGAAAUACACUAUCUCAUCAGCAUGUCAACAACAUAAAAGAGACAUCUAUAAACGCUAGUGAUAACAAAAGUCAAGGAACAUUCCUUAAGAGGAAUGAUCCAAAGCACUAUGUGCUGAUGCAACAAGCAGAACUACUGAGCUCACUGGCACUGAAAGUUAAUUCGGAAAACAAUGACCAAACUCUUGAAUCUUGA